Molecule: messenger RNA, 6402 nt
Organism: Benincasa hispida (wax gourd)
Lineage: Eukaryota; Viridiplantae; Streptophyta; Magnoliopsida; Cucurbitales; Cucurbitaceae
Product: callose synthase 3
Biological process (GO): (1->3)-beta-D-glucan biosynthetic process
Cellular component (GO): 1,3-beta-D-glucan synthase complex; plasma membrane
Molecular function (GO): 1,3-beta-D-glucan synthase activity
Source: RefSeq, a predicted model, not a curated record
CUACUGACACCUAAAAGAAAAGUUGCUCUUUUUUUUCUUGGCUCCAUCUUCAUCUUUGCUUUUGUUUUCUUUCCUUUUCUCUGAAGUAGCUUAAACUUUCAGCUCUCUCUCUCUCUCUGUUUAGGGUUUGCCCUUUCUUCUGCAAUCUCCAUUACCACAGAUGCUUGAAUUUUGCGUUUAAGUUGUCACAUUCAGCAGGGAACAGGGAGAUUUGGAGUUUGAGAGUUUGAAGGGACGAAAUGUCGUCGAGAGGGGGGUCCGAUCAGCCUCCUCCAUUGCAGAGGAGGAUCACGAGGACACAGACGACGGGGAAUAUAGGUGAGUCGGUGUUCGACAGUGAAGUUGUACCGUCGUCACUGAAGGAGAUCGCGCCAAUCCUGCGUGUGGCUAAUGAGGUUGAGUCUAGCAAUCCCAGAGUGGCAUAUCUGUGUCGGUUCUAUGCAUUUGAGAAAGCUCAUAGGUUAGAUCCAACAUCUAGCGGGCGUGGUGUUCGGCAAUUUAAAACUGCUCUACUUCAAAGGCUUGAAAGGGAGAAUGAUCCAACCUUAAUGGGAAGAGUAAAGAAAAGUGAUGCCCGUGAAAUGCAGAGCUUCUAUCAACAUUAUUAUAAGAAGUAUAUCCAAGCUUUGCAAAGUGCUGCUGAUAAAGCUGAUCGUGCUCAGCUUACCAAGGCUUAUCAAACUGCUAAUGUGCUCUUUGAAGUUUUGAAGGCUGUUAACAUGACCCAAUCCAUCGAAGUUGAUCGUGAGAUUCUGGAAGCACAAGAUAAAGUUGCUCAGAAAACACAGAUCUUUCUUCCCUAUAAUAUUCUUCCUCUUGAUCCUGAUAGUGCAAAUCAGACGAUUAUGAGAUAUCAUGAGAUUCAAGCUGCAGUUAUUGCUCUUCGUAACACUAGGGGCCUUCUUUGGCCAACUGAUCACAAGAGGAAAGAUGGUGAAGAUAUCUUGGAUUGGCUCCAAGCAAUGUUUGGGUUUCAGGAAGGCAAUGUGGCAAAUCAAAGGGAGCACCUUAUUCUAUUACUUGCAAAUGUACACAUUCGGCAGUUUCCAAAGUCUGAUCAACAGCCCAAGCUGGAUGAACGUGCUGUGACUGAAGUAAUGAAGAAGCUUUUCAAGAACUACAAAAAAUGGUGCAAGUAUUUGGAUCGUAAAAGUAGUCUUUGGUUACCUACCAUACAGCAGGAAGUGCAACAGCGGAAACUUCUAUACAUGGCGUUGUAUCUUCUAAUUUGGGGAGAAGCGGCAAAUUUGAGAUUCAUGCCCGAGUGUCUUUGUUAUAUAUACCAUCAUAUGGCGUUUGAAUUAUAUGGCAUGCUAGCUGGGAAUAUCAGCCCUAUGACAGGAGAAAAUGUCAAGCCAGCCUAUGGUGGUGAAAAUGAAGCUUUCUUGCGUAAAGUUGUGACUCCUAUUUAUGAAGUGAUUGCAAAGGAAGCUGCAAGGAGCAAACAAGGGAAAUCAAAACAUUCCCAAUGGAGGAAUUACGAUGAUUUAAAUGAAUAUUUCUGGUCAGUUGAUUGUUUCUGUCUAGGGUGGCCAAUGCGUGCAGAUGCAGACUUCUUUUGCCUUCCUCAUGAUCAAAUUCAUGCAGACAGAAGUGGGGAGAACAAGCCUCUUUCAAAAGAUCGAUGGGUGGGGAAAGUUAAUUUUGUUGAAAUAAGGUCAUAUUGGCAUCUAUUCAGAAGCUUUGAUCGUAUGUGGAGCUUUUUUAUACUUUGCUUGCAGGCAAUGAUAAUUGUAGCCUGGAAUGGCUCUGGGCAACCAAGUGCGAUCUUUAAUGUUGAUGUGUUCAUGAAAGUUUUAAGUGUCUUCAUUACUGCAGCCAUAUUGAAGCUUUGUCAAGCUCUCCUUGAUGUGAUUCUUAGUUGGAAAGCCCACCGGAGUAUGUCAUUUUAUGUUAAGUUGAGAUAUAUCUUGAAGGUGAUUUCAGCUGCUGCGUGGGUGGUAAUUCUUCCCGUGACUUAUGCUUAUAGCUGGGAAAAUCCAUCUGGGUUUGCCCAAACUAUCAAAGGCUGGUUUGGUGGCAACACUUCAAAUUCACCCUCCUUGUUUAUCUUGGCUAUUGUGAUCUAUUUGUCUCCAAAUAUGCUAGCUGGUGUAUUCUUUUUAUUCCCUUUUAUUCGUCGGUUUCUUGAGAGAUCCAACUACAGAAUUGUGAUGCUCAUGAUGUGGUGGUCACAGCCUCGACUUUAUGUUGGCAGAGGAAUGCAUGAAAGUACAUUUUCUCUUGUCAAGUACACAUUGUUCUGGGUGCUUCUUAUUGCAACAAAGUUGGCAUUCAGUUAUUAUAUAGAGAUAAAGCCUCUAGUAGGUCCAACAAAAGCAAUUAUGAAUGUUCGAAUAACUGUCUUCCAAUGGCACGAGUUCUUUCCUCGGGCAAAAAACAAUAUUGGCGUUGUCAUUGCACUUUGGGCUCCUAUUAUUCUUGUUUACUUUAUGGAUGCCCAGAUUUGGUAUGCCAUAUUUUCCACAUUAUUUGGUGGUAUUUAUGGUGCAUUUCGUCGCCUGGGAGAGAUUCGUACAUUGGGAAUGCUUAGGUCUCGUUUUGAGUCAUUGCCGGGAGCUUUUAAUGCCUGUUUGAUUCCAGAGGAACAGGGUGAACCCAAGAAGAAAGGACUGAAGGCCACUCUUUCCCGAAACUUUUCAGUAAUUUCAUCUAAUAAAGAGAAAGAGGGUGCAAGGUUUGCUCAACUGUGGAAUAAAAUAAUCAGCAGUUUUAGGGAGGAAGAUCUUAUAAGUGAUAGGGAAAUGGACCUUUUGCUCGUCCCUUAUUGGGCAGACACUGAAUUAGGCCUCAUGCAGUGGCCUCCAUUUCUUCUUGCUAGUAAGAUUCCAAUAGCAUUAGACAUGGCUAAAGAUAGCAAUGGAAAGGACCGGGAGCUGAAAAAGCGAAUCGAUGCUGAUAGCUACAUGUCCAGUGCUAUUCGUGAAUGUUAUGCCUCAUUCAAGAAGAUAAUCAAGCAUUUAGUUCAAGGUGCUCGUGAGAAAGAGGUUAUAAAUUAUAUAUUUACUGAGGUGGACAAACACAUAGAAGAGAAUACCUUAAUAAGCGAGUUCAAGAUGAGUGCUCUUCCAAAGCUCUAUCAUCGCUUUGUCAAACUUACGAAGUAUUUGUUGGAUAACAAGCAAGAGGACAAGGAUGCUGUUGUGAUUUUAUUUCAGGACAUGCUUGAAGAUGUAACAAGAGAUAUCAUGAAUGAGGAUCAUAUAUCCAGUUUGCUUGAAACACUCCAUGGAGGAUCUUGGCAUGAAGGAAUGACUUCUUUGGAUCAACAAUAUCAACUAUUUGCAUCCACUGGAGCCAUAAAGUUUCCUGUUGACCAGACAGAAGCAUGGAAGGAAAAGAUCAAACGACUCUAUCUACUGCUUAUAACCAAGGAAUCUGCCAUGGAUGUACCGUCCAACUUAGAAGCAAGAAGGCGCAUCUCUUUCUUUUCUAAUUCAUUAUUUAUGGACAUGCCUACGGCGCCUAAAGUCCGGAACAUGCUUUCUUUCUCUGUUCUAACUCCAUACUACACGGAGGAGGUUCUCUUUUCAUUGCAUGAUCUAGAAGAGCCAAAUGAGGACGGGGUUUCAAUUCUCUUCUACCUACAAAAGAUAUAUCCAGAUGAAUGGAAAAACUUUCUUGAAAGAGUGAAGUGCACUAGUGAAGAGGAAUUAAAAGGAGUGAGUGAGCUUGAGGAAGAACUUCGACUUUGGGCAUCCUAUAGAGGCCAAACAUUAACAAAAACAGUAAGAGGAAUGAUGUAUUACCGAAAGGCUUUAGAGCUUCAAGCUUUUCUUGAUACUGCUGAGGAUCAAGACCUAAUGGAGGGUUACAAGGCGGUGGAGUUGAACUCAGAAGAAAAUUCUAAGGGUGAUAGGUCAUUAUGGGCACAUUGUCAGGCAAUAUCUGACAUGAAAUUUACCUAUGUGGUGUCAUGUCAGCAGUAUGGGAUUCAAAAGCAAUCUGGUGAUGCUCGCGCCCAGGACAUUUUGAAACUAAUGACAAAGUACCCAUCCCUUCGAGUGGCAUACAUUGAUGAGGUAGAAGAACCUAGUAAAGAUAAAUCCAAGAAAAACCAGAAGACAUAUUAUUCAUCUCUUGUGAAGGCUGCUUCACCGAAAUCUAUUAAUGCUUCUGAGCAUGUGCAAUUGGAUGAGAUUAUUUAUCAAAUAAAGCUCCCGGGUCCUGCUAUUUUGGGUGAGGGAAAGCCAGAAAAUCAGAACCAUGCGAUAAUAUUUACACGUGGUGAGGGCUUGCAAACAAUCGACAUGAAUCAGGAUAACUACAUGGAAGAAGCAAUGAAGAUGAGGAACUUGUUGCAAGAGUUUCUCAAAAAGCAUGAUGGUAUAAGACACCCCUCUAUUCUUGGACUUAGAGAGCAUAUAUUUACUGGAAGUGUUUCAUCGCUUGCUUGGUUCAUGUCUAAUCAAGAAACUAGUUUUGUUACCAUUGGUCAGAGACUUCUAGCCAACCCUCUGAAAGUUCGUUUCCACUAUGGACAUCCAGAUGUGUUUGAUAGGCUCUUCCACCUAACUAGAGGGGGCGUCAGUAAAGCUUCCAAGGUUAUCAAUUUGAGCGAAGACAUAUUUGCUGGUUUUAAUUCAACUCUUCGUGAAGGCAAUGUCACUCAUCAUGAGUACAUACAAGUUGGAAAAGGGAGAGAUGUGGGCCUUAAUCAGAUUUCAAUGUUUGAAGCAAAAAUAGCAAAUGGGAAUGGGGAGCAGACAUUAAGUCGUGAUAUAUACCGUCUUGGACACCGAUUUGACUUCUUUCGAAUGUUAUCUUGUUAUUUUACGACUAUUGGGUUCUAUUUUAGUACUCUGAUAACUGUACUCACAGUAUAUGUGUUCCUUUAUGGUCGCCUUUAUCUUGUUCUUAGUGGACUUGAAAAAGGUUUGAGCACCCAACCAGCAAUUCGAGACAAUAAACCUCUGCAAGUUGCCCUUGCUUCUCAAUCCUUUGUCCAAAUUGGAUUCUUGAUGGCCUUGCCUAUGCUGAUGGAAAUUGGUUUGGAAAGGGGAUUCCGCACAGCAUUGAGUGAAUUUGUAUUGAUGCAAUUACAACUAGCUCCCGUCUUUUUUACUUUCUCUCUUGGGACAAAGACCCACUAUUAUGGGAGAACUUUACUUCACGGAGGCGCCAAAUACAGGCCUACAGGUCGUGGAUUUGUGGUGUUUCAUGCCAAGUUUGCUGAUAACUACAGGCUCUAUUCCCGUAGCCACUUCGUCAAAGGUCUUGAGCUCAUGAUUCUACUUCUUGUGUACCAGAUAUUUGGUCACACUUACAGAAGUGCAGUUGCUUAUGUGUUGAUUACUGUAUCUAUGUGGUUUAUGGUCGGCACAUGGUUGUUUGCUCCCUUCCUAUUCAAUCCUUCUGGUUUUGAGUGGCAGAAGAUUGUCGAUGAUUGGACGGAUUGGAAUAAAUGGAUAAGUAAUCGUGGUGGAAUUGGUGUUCCGCCAGAAAAAAGUUGGGAGUCAUGGUGGGAGGAAGAACAAGAGCAUUUACGCCACUCUGGAAAGCGAGGUCUAGUAGCUGAAAUAUUAUUAGCUUCUCGGUUCUUUAUCUAUCAGUAUGGUUUGGUCUAUCAUCUUAGCAUUACUCAGCGCACAAAUACUAAAAGUUUCCUGGUAUAUGGCAUUUCAUGGCUGGUGAUCUUUCUAAUACUGUUUGUAAUGAAGACUGUAUCGGUUGGAAGGCGAAAGUUUAGUGCAGAUUUCCAACUUGUGUUCCGUUUGAUCAAGGGUCUAAUUUUUCUAACGUUCGUCUCAAUUCUCGUCACCUUGAUUGCUCUUCCUCAUAUGACCGUGCAGGAUAUCAUUGUUUGCAUCCUUGCUUUCAUGCCAACUGGUUGGGGCAUGCUUUUGAUCGCACAAGCAUUGAAACCACUUGUUCAGCGAGCUGGCUUUUGGGGAUCCGUAAGGACACUUGCUCGGGGCUACGAGAUCAUCAUGGGGUUGCUUCUCUUCACUCCUGUCGCAUUCCUUGCCUGGUUUCCAUUUGUUUCAGAAUUCCAGACUCGUAUGCUUUUCAACCAAGCAUUCAGCAGAGGUUUACAGAUUUCUCGUAUUCUUGGUGGUCAUCGGAAGGAUCGGUCGUCCCGAAACAAAGAUUAGUAACACUGUAAGACAACAAUCACCUUUUUUCAGUUCCUUGAUUGCAUAUGAUGUUGCAUCGAGAGGCUUGUUUAUAUUAUAUUAGGAGUUGUAAUCAAUGGGUAGGUAGUAGAGUGCACUACUAAUAUUUAAUGGCUGCAAAUUUUGGUUUUGUUGAUAUUUUAUAUUUGCAUGACCUGUUCCCCUGCUGAAAAUGUAACCUUGCUAGAUGAACGGGUUAUAUUUUCCGGAUCAUCAGGUUUCUUUUUGUAUUUAAAGAUGAUUGUUAACAUUAUUGAAUCGUUUAAUUUAUCAGCCAAGAUUACUG